UAAGACUGAAUCGGGUAACUUACCAGAUAUAUCGUCACGUAAACUGCGUGAGCGACUGGUCCACAUGUUGGCCGUUAACUCAUACACCAGGCAAGAAAUAAGCUCAAUCUUUCAAAGAGAAGGAUUACUUCCUUGCGAACGACCAACAGUCGUGUAUGUGCUCAAAGAUGUAGCACAACUUAGCCGUAACGUAUAUAGUUUGCGCCCCAAUAUCUGGAAAGAAGUCGACGAGAAUUGGCCUUACUACAAUGAGAAGGAGUUGCAACAGAUGAAAAGACGCAAGGAGUACAGUUUGAGAGCACCAAACAAGAACACAUCAAAGCGAGCAAAUUUGGAAAACGUUGAACCACAACCGGCGAAGAAACGGCGCAUUGAAAAUUCUACCGGUGAUAAUCACACCUCCUCCCAACCGGCGAUCACUAAGCCUAAUUCAAAUACCAUCGCUAAUCACCUCAAGCGAAUUUACAAUGGAAGGAGACCAUCUUGGAAUGUGAACCAAUCUAACAUCUCUCGUAGCAAUGGAACAGAGCUGUUCCUAAAAGAAAAGACACAACCUGGAGAUUACUUCCUUGUGAACGUCCAACAGUCGUUGCUGAAAGAUGUAGCACAGCUUAGCCGUAACGUAUAUAGUUUGCGCCCCAAUAUCUGGAAAGAAGUCGACGAGAAUUGGCCGUACUACAAUGAGAAGGAGUUGCAACAGAUGAAAAGACGCAAGGAGUACAGUUUGAGAGCUCCAAACAGUUCAAUUAAACUUACACUUGAAUCCAACGAAAGCCUGUCGCCGAAAAUACAUGAAGAACAGAAAUUGAGAGCACCAAACAGCUCAAUUGUACUUACACCUGAAUCCGGCGAAAGCCAGUCGCUGGAAGGACACAAAGAACAAAGUUUGAUAGCUCAAAACAGCUCAAUUGUACUUACACCUGAAUCCAACAAAAGUCAGUCGUUGAAAAUACACACGAAACAGAGUUCGAGAGCUCCACACAGCUCAAUUGAGCUUACACCUGAAUCCAACGAUAGCCAAUCAUCAAAGAGUAGUACAAUUCUACCACAUCCAGCCGAAAAUAACUCACUAAAGAGAGAAAGCACAUCAAAGCGAGCAAAUUUGGAUAACGUUGAACCACAACCGGCGAAGAAAAGGCGCAUUGAAUUAUCUACCGGUGAUAAUCACACCUCCUCCCAACCGGCGACCACUAAGCCUAAUUCAAAUACCAUCGAGCCCCUUAAAUAUGACUUUAGCAAUUAUACGGAAAUCACCAGCAACGAACAGCGCCAGCAAUAUGCAGCUGAGUUUGCUCGAGACCAUGAGGAAUAUAUGCCACUCUUUCAGCAGACCACAGAGUUAUGGAACAGUUUCCGCGAACUCGGUGCACAGAUUCUUAAUGUGCCCGAAGACUGCCCGGAAUACGAGAACAUCAGUGAACGUAUAUUGAGCACAUUUUCUGUCCUUACUAGCAGAGAGGAACUAUGUCGUAAGCAACGUGUCCUCUAUUUACACGAAAAAUUGGCACAUAUUAAGCGACUUGUAAUGCUCUUCGAUAGCAGACUUACAAAGGAAAUAGCGAUGGACUUCGCAAUGACAAUGGCCAAAAAAUAUGAGUUGAAACAAGAUCGGAUUGAAGCCAUAACCGAUAUUGAAGAGGUGUUGGGAACAUCGAAAAAAAUCACAAUAUGGCACAAAGAUGGAGCGACAGCUACAACACAUGAUGGGUUUCCGCCUACAAAACAAGAAUACAUAAGCGAUAUCUUGGCUGAAGAUCUUGCGCUGUCGGAUAGCGACAGCGACGAUGACUGA
Messenger RNA from Bactrocera dorsalis (oriental fruit fly), 1792 nucleotides. RefSeq names its product RNA polymerase II elongation factor Ell-like. NCBI's taxonomy places the organism in Eukaryota, Metazoa, Arthropoda, Insecta, Diptera, Tephritidae. Gene Ontology annotation, biological process: transcription elongation by RNA polymerase II; snRNA transcription by RNA polymerase II; positive regulation of transcription elongation by RNA polymerase II. The transcript is spliced from 3 exons. The record is from RefSeq and is a predicted model, not a curated record. The coding region runs from base 65 to 1792 and encodes 575 amino acids. Gene Ontology annotation, molecular function: cis-regulatory region sequence-specific DNA binding. Gene Ontology annotation, cellular component: transcription elongation factor complex.